Prorocentrum cordatum is the source of this 5034-nucleotide messenger RNA. The record is from the annotation of a GenBank genome assembly. NCBI's taxonomy places the organism in Eukaryota, Dinophyceae, Prorocentrales, Prorocentraceae.
AUGACCGAGGAUCAUCGAGGCAAGGUUCCAAGCUGGGAUGGGGAUCCCAAGACUUGGCGGACAUACAGGCGGAAAGCCCUCCAGUACCAGGAGGGCACCAAGAGAGAGGACCGGUACCUGUGCGGCCCGCGGCUAGAGGCGAAGCUCACGGGCCGGGCCGAGAUCGCGGUCGAGCGCUGCAAGGCUGGCUGGCUCUCCAGACCAGAUGGCGUGGAGAGGCUCCUGGCGUGGCUGGAGCGCAGAUGCUCUCGACAAGCCGUGCCAGACGUAGGCCAGGAGCUCGAGACGUUCUUGAUCAAGACGAAGCGCCGCAAGCUCGAGCCCAUGCAGCAGUGGACGGACCGCUUCGAGACAGGGUACCAGUACCUCAGACGCGCGCUGGCACGCGCGCUGGGACACACAGUCCCGGUCCAGGUCGCUCCAGCAUGGAAGAGGACAGGGCGACCAUACCGCUGGGUUGAGGUCGAACGUGGCUGGCCAUUCGAGGGUAGCGAAUGGACAUGGGAGUACACGGACGGCCUGCCAGACGAUGAGAAAGAAGACUCACACCUCUGGAGCGCUGCUGACCAGGAUGCGGACGCCGAGGAGGAGCUCGGGGGCUUGCCAGAAGUAUUCCCGAGCCUGGUCCUGGGCUGGCUGAUGCUCGUACGGUCAGGGCUCGACUCGCGCGAGCGGGCGGCCAUCAUGACGGCAACUGGCGGCUCGCUGGAGGUCGACACCAUCCGGGAGAAGCUGAUCUCGAGCUGGGAGGACGAGGACCUGGCGGAGUGUGAUGGGCACUCACGGUUCCCGAAGGCGUACACGGCCCAGCUCGGAGAAGAUGAUCGCACAUGGCUUGACGAAGAUGAGGCACCAGAUGCAAGCAGCUUCGCAGCCGACAUGGAGAACAGCGAGUGGCAAGAGGAAGAACCAGGCCCAGAGGAGGCGAACGAUGACGACAUCGAGAGCUACUUGGCGGCUCAGCAGGAGGAGGCGGAGGCGCUCGCGGCGAUCCACACCGCCCAGCGUACCCUCCGCCAGGCUCGUGAAGCUCAGGCAGACAGCAGGCUGAGCAGAGGCUUCUACAGGGGAGGCCCGCCAGACGCGAGCGCGAAGGUGGCAGAGUGCAGGAAGGAGCUGAAGUUCAACCUCGUGGCCUCGCUGGUCGCCGAGCAGGAGCCCCGGGAGUCGGAGUGCGAGGCGAUGUUUGCGGACCAGGCCAUCCUCGAGGGCAAGGGCAUCGUCGACUUAGGGUGCACGGACGCCAUGGGUGGUGAACGCGCCCUGGACAUCGUGGCCCGCAAGAACUUGGAGAAGUAUGGCGACACCAGGCUGCUGGACGUGAACCGGAACUACAGGCCAGUCUACAGCUUCGGGAAUGGCGAGAAUGAGCGCGCCUACGGACAGGUGAAGUUCGGCAUCACGGGCGCGGGCGUGGAAGGCGACAUCGCCAUCAACGGUUUCUCGAAGGAUGUCCCAAUCCUGGUGUCCAAGAAGGUGCUGAAGAAGCUCGGGGCCGUCGUGGACUGUGAGACUGGGGUGGCCGUGUUCGUGAGGCUCGCACCGGACAUCCCCGUGCAGCUGGAGGAGUCACCUGACGGAGGCCACUACUACCUGAGCCUGGUCGACGACUUGCUGGAGCAGCGCGUCAAGCAGAGCCAGCUGCGGAACUUCAAGACCAUCUGCGAGAGCAUGCGUGAGUGGGACCGCCAGCCCGCGGCCGCAGUGUGCCAGGGGCCAGACAGCAGCUCGGAUGACCGGGCUGAGCAGUUGGAGCGCUACAUGCAUCCAUCUCAAUCCGACCAUAGCAUUGUCACCGAUGCGUCCCCAGUUGCUUCGGCAGGAUCGCAUGCUCGUGCGGUGCGACCACUCCAGAUGCCAACGUCUCGCAGUGCAGUACAGGGCCUCUACAAAGCGGACGUGCUGCAUUUGCUUCAGGAGCUUGGCCUACCGUGCAGUCCGGCCUGGGGCGUGGACGAGCUGAAGCAGGUCCUCAAGGAGCACAUGUUUCCGAAGGACGAGACGCCAGUGCAGGUGGCCAUGAAGGGUCUCAGCUCGAUGAAGAAGUCCCAGCUCUUGGCGAAGGCAGAGGAGGUAGGCGCCCACGUGACACAGGGCAUGACGAAUCCGUCACUCAAGCUCUCGAUCCGCAAGGCCAUCCUCAUGAAGCAUACCCCAGAGCCGACCGACUACAUGGGCUUCGGGAAGCACGGAGCCAUGACCUACCAGCAGGUUCGGAGCCAGUACCCAUCCUACGCAGCCUGGUGCCAGAAAGAGGCGAACCAGGAGAGCAGCUGGGAGCUGGCCCGGUUUGCCUCAUGGCUCAACGAGCAGGAGAUCAUCGACAAGAAGGCCGGGGUGACCAGGGAUCCGAAGGAGGUCCCGAGAGAGCCAGACAAGGCUCGAGGGGGCGCGAGGUCAUCCCGCAGGAGAACGGUCGACGCGAUCAUGGAGGACGAGAUCGAGGAGCAGGAGAAGCUCGAGGCUGCGAUCAAGAUGCAGAAGGAGGAGAAGGAGUCCAACCGUUUGGUCCAGGAGCAGAUGCUGACGGCGCUGAACCAGCUCAACCAGAGGCUCGGCCAGCUGGAGGGCCAGGAGCUGGACCCCAGGAAGCAGCGCUGGCUUGCCAAGUGCAUCCAGGAAAACGGCCACUUUGAGGACUACGAGGCGCUGAUGGCCCACGGCAGUACCAAGUUGAUGGAGGUCGCAUGCAGCCCGACAUCCAUCCUGAGCACUAAGAUGGCGGAGAAGUUCGGCGAGGACGCUGUAUGCCGCAUCAGUGCGUGGAACGGUUUCAAGCUGGGGACACCCGGUGGCAACCAGAGGGCUCGGGAGGCACGUGACGAGGCUGAACCAGACCACCUGUGGAUCAGUACGAGGUGCGGCCCCCUGUCUACCCUCACCCUCGGCUUCAACGGCUCCAACCCUAUCAGGGCCGAGGCCACCAGGAAGCGCAGGCUGCAGGCCAUCAAGGAGUACAAGGGCGCGGUGCAGCUGGUGUAUGACCAGGUGGCUCAGGGCAAGCAUGUACACUGGGAGUGGCCCAUCAAGUGCGAGGGCUGGGGCCACACGAUGAUCAGGAAGAUGGUGGAGGACUGCUCCAUGACGGUGGUGAAGGUGGCAGGCUGCCAGCUCGGCGUGAAGGACGGGAAGGGCCUGCCGCUGUUGAAGGAGUGGCUUAUCGCUACGACGUCUCCAAAGAUGGCAGCCCGGAUGUCCCUGGAGUGCCCAGGAGAUCACCGACAUGGGGAGCUCACAGGAGGCAGUCUGACAGCGGCCACCAGCUAUUACCCGGACGAGUUUGCCAGACGAGCUGUGCGCGCGAUGACCGAGGAGGCUGCGCCCGACUACCACGAGUUCAUGAGGUGCGUGGCGGAGCCCGGGGAGGCGGCCGACCAGGCGAUGGCCGCCAACCAAGAGGAGACAAAGAUGAACUCAGACUUGAGCUCGAAGGAGUACCAGCAGAUCAUGAGGUGGCUCACCUCAAUCCACCGUGGCUCAGGUCACAGCUCGAAGGCCUCCCUGCUGAACGCACUUCGGAGGAAGGGCGCCAGCCCACAGGUGCUACAGGUGGCUGAGGACUUCCACUGUGACGCUUGCGAAGAGGCGCACAAGUUCAAGCCCACACAUCCGCCGGUCAGCUUAGAAGCCAUCCCGCCGAAGUGGAAGCACAUCCAGGCGGACCAAUUUGAAUGGGAGCACCCGCAGACGAAGGUUAAGUCCAAGAUCUCCCUGAUCAUAGACGAGAACUGCCGGGUGCGCGUCAGCAAGCUACUGUACCACAUGGUUGGCGAGGACCGGCACAAGAAUCCCGUGUGGGCCGACCUCAAGCAGUUCUAUGAGGAGCGCUGGAUGCCCUACUUCGGCAAGCCACAGAGGGUGAAGGUGGACCCCGAGGGCUCCUGGAUGUCCAAGCAGGCGGCUGCGUACUUUGAUUCCGACUCCAUCGCGUACGAACCCAUACCUGGCCAGGCCCAUUGGCACAUCUCCCUCGCCGAGGAGGCCAUCCAGGCCACCAAGGGGACCAUGGACAAGUUGGUGACGGAGAACCCCGAGAUGACGACGGAGGAAGCCCUGGCCAGAGCGACCGCUGCCGGGAACUCACGAGAAGAUGUUCGAGGACACUCACCCCUUCAACAUGCCCUUGGGCGAGCACCAGACCUGGACGGACACUUCUUUGAGAGCGACUUCGACGAACUGCCCUACGUGGAGGCCCAGAGGGUCGACAAGGAGUUCGGAGAGAACUACGCCAGGAUGUAUGCUGCCGAGCAGGAGUACCUGAGGCAAGUCUACAUGCGACGCAUCAGCAGGGCAGAGAACGCGAAGAAUCAGGCGGUGAAGUCCGUGGCGCCAGGCAUGUGGGUGCGCUACUUCCGGAAAGAGAAGGGUGAAGCCAAGGGCCGAUUCAAAGGGCUCGCGAGGGUCCUGGCCACAGAGACGGCGCGGCCAGUGGACGGGGACCUUGGCGAAGGACGGGCCCUACACCCUGGGCGUGCAGGGUCCGUGGUGUGGCUUGUGCGAGCCGGGCGUAUCAUCAAGGUGGACCUCUGCCAGAUCCGGGCGGCCUCCUCACGGGAGAUCGCCUACGCAGAGCUGAUGGGAGGCAAAGACACGCCCUGGACAGUCCACACGUUCAUGAACCAGACGAUGAAGCACGAAUACCUGGACUUCACGGGCCACGACCCCACCGAGGACGACAUGGAGGAGCAGAUGAAGGAGAACAUGGCCCUCAUGGCGAAGUCCACUCCAGACGCCCGGGCCUUUUGGGCUCGUCAGGGCACGUCACUGGAGGUCUCCGUUGAAGUUCCCCUGGAGGGGAAGCCGCUCAAGCAGGCCACGCGACACAUGAGUACCUACAUGGCGAGCCAGCUGCGGAAGGGCAAGCGCGAGAUCUCGGAAAGGACGUUGACCCCGGACGAGGUGGCGAAGUUCGGCCAGGCAAAGGCCACGGAGGUGAACAACUACAUUGUGUCUUCGGUGCUGGAGACGCUCCCACCAGGCGUGACUCCCCCUCCCGAGGACAUCAUGCGCAUGAGGUGGAUCCUCGAGUGGAAG